Molecule: messenger RNA, 6624 nt
Organism: Carcharodon carcharias (great white shark)
Lineage: Eukaryota; Metazoa; Chordata; Chondrichthyes; Lamniformes; Lamnidae
Gene: evpla
Product: envoplakin a
Exons: 22
Coding region: 152-6268 (2038 amino acids)
Biological process (GO): intermediate filament cytoskeleton organization; wound healing
Cellular component (GO): cytoplasm; cytoskeleton; membrane
Molecular function (GO): structural molecule activity; cadherin binding
Source: RefSeq, a predicted model, not a curated record
UUGAGAGUCGGAGCUUGUAGUGCACACACAUAUCACAGUGUCUGUGCACCUGCAUGUGUAUAUAGGGGAUAAUAUAUUCCACACGGGUGUAGAAAGAGCUACACAGAAAGACAGAGAUAGAGUAACAGAGAUCAGUCAACACUCUGGCAACAUGUUCUCAAAAAAGAGCACACUAAAGAUCUCCCCUAGCAGCAAGACAUCCAGUGAGCUGCCAUUGCUGAUCUCUCGGAUGCAGAAGAAUGGUGACCAGGUGGAGAAGGACAUUCUGGACACUGAGAAUAAAUUACUCGCUGAUAGACUAAACUACCAGAACAAACAUCCAUUCAAAUAUGAGUCCGUGAACAAGGAGAAUUUGGCUCGCUCAGAAGGACUCCUUAAGGACCUUUUCCUGGAUGCAGACAAGGCAAAGAAGCUGAAACACCCACAGGCAAAUGAGAUUGAAAAUGACAUCAAGAGAAUGCAUGAACGCUGGGUGCAACAGUGCUCAUCAUAUCGAGACCUCUACGAGAAGCUUGAACUCCCCAAAAUGGAUAAUUCUGUGGAUUGGCCUGACAUCCUGGAACAGAAGCAGAGGGAAGUCAAUAAUGGUGGAUAUGGACCACAGUUGCCACAGUUGGAAAGACAGAUUGCAAGUCACCACAUAUUGAGUAAAGAAGUCGAAGCUUACGGGCCACAAAUCAACAGUCAGACCAUCACCAACCCGGAGGAGCUCAAGAAUGCCCAGAAGCAGUACAAAAACCUGCUGGAAUCCUCCAAGCUGCGAGGCCACCAAUUGGACAGUCUCUAUGACUACAUGCAGAGUUGUACCAAACAGCUGAUACUCAUGAAUAACCAACAGGAAAAGAUUCAAAAGCAGGACUGGAGCGACAAGAUGAUGGAGCCAGAGGAAGUCCGCAGGCAGUACGAGAGCUUUAAAGACAAUGGGCUGCUGGAAGAGGAAGCAGCUGUUAAUAGAACUCAGGACGAUGGGGAGAGAUUCAUGAAGCUGAACCACCCAGGCAGUCCGGCAAUUGAGGCCCACAAGGAUGCAGUGAAGAAUGAAUGGCAGCAGUUUCUGAAUCUCUGCAUCUGCCAGGAGGCACACCUGAAGAAUGUGGAGGAUUACGAAAAGUUCCAGUACGAUGCAGAGACCCUUGCUCAGUCCAUUAAAAAGCACAAUGCAGAGCUGGACAACAAGUUCUCAAAGUACAGCAAGGACAACCCUCGGGCCAUGUCUGACCUGCUUCACCAACUUGAGAGUGACGAGAAGAAUAUUAUCCAAAUGGAUAAAGACAUCAAUGAUUUGAAGAGGCAAAGCCAGCAGAUCGCACCACUGAAAGCCAGGCGUAUCCCAGUCUCCAAACCCAUUCCGGUGGAUGCACUGUGUGACUGGGAUGAUGGACAGAAUGAGAUAAGCCGUGGUGAAAAGCUGACACUUCAGAACAACGCCGACCCCGAAAACUGGGUGGUGGUGAAUAAUGUGAAAGAGACCAAGCGUGCCCCUGGGGUCUGCUUCAACAUCCCUCCAACUGAUCCAGAGGCCAUUGCUCAUGUAAACAGGUUGGCGAAGGAUAUGGAUGAUUUAAAGAGGAAACGAUCAGACAUCGAGAACAAGCUGAAAAACUGUUACAAUGAGUUGAACCAACUUAAAGAACCCUAUCAAAACAAACAGACCAGCCUGUUGAACCAGUCUGCAGGACCAGGUUACAGCCUCGAUGACCCCCAGAGUAAAGAACUCCUGUCCAAACUGGACAAGAUCAACGGUGACCUGGGAGUGACUGAGAAGCAGAUAAUAACCCAACUGCGUGCCCCAAUCAAUCAAAGUGCUCCCACUAAGGAUAUCACCAACCGUCUGAAGGAGCAGGAGAGUGCGAACAAGUGCUUGCAGAAGAUUGGAGCAGAGAAGGACUCUGUACAGCAAGAGUGUGAAUCCUUUCUUUCAAAGAAACUUGCAGGUCCCUCCGCAUCACAGCUUUCAACUGAACUGAACAAUGUGAAGAAUAAAUACAAAGACGUCACCUCACUGGCCAACCUGUACCAGAACAAAGCAAACAGUCAACUAGAGUUGGAAAACAGCAUUGAGAAAGCAGGCGAUGCCCUUGAGAAAAUUGAAUCCAAUUUGGCGGAGGAGUCAGUGAUUCCUGCUGCAACGAAUGCCAUGCAACAGAGGAAGACUGAGCUACAGAGAUUGAAACGGGAGCUAAACAACAGCCAAGAAAAGCUGCAGAAGGUGAACCAUGAUAUGAAAAAGACUGAGGACAGCUGCAAACCUCUGGAGCUGGACUUCCAGGAAUAUUGCCCUGACAUCAAGAAACAGCAGACUGAGGUCCAGAAGUUGAACAGCCGCUUUCAGAAUGCAAGCAAUCAGCUGGACCUGAGAGAGGAUAUGCUUCAGAAUGCCGACACAGCCUAUCAGAAUUAUAAAACAUCCCAGCAAGGACUCAAUACCUGGAUGAACAAUCUCCCUAACAAUCAAGUGCAACCUACAGCCAGCCUAAACGAAGUUAAUGCCAAACUUGAGGCUCAGAAGAGACUGAUGAACGAUAUCAAGAAGAAGGAACCUGAAAAGGACGCACUUGUCGAUCUCUCCCAUGACCUGCAGUCGACCCUGAAGCAUUAUGAAACUAACAAUGACAAAUAUCGUGCAUCUCUCGACCCUACCACUGGUGCAUCUACUGUGAAAAAACUGAGGACUCAGACCCUGCAAGAGAGCGUUAAUGAUCAGGAGAAGGACACGGUUAAACGUUUUGCUGAAGUCUCUUCAUCGAAUGACCAACUGCUCAACCAGCUGGACUUUGUAGCAAAAAUUAAGCAAAAGCAACAAGAAAGUCCAGUGAACGAAGUGAUAUCACAGAAGAACGUACAGUCACAAAACACACUGUUUGCUAAGAAAGGCUCUGACCUGCAAACCCAGAUUAAAGACGAAGGGAAGAAGACCAAAUUAGUUGAAGCAACUCUACAAGAGCAGACCAAAAGACUUAGUCUCCUAAGGGCACAGAGACCUGUGGAUAGAAUGGAAGAAAAGGAGGUGCUGGAGUACUACAGAGAUCCCAAGGUAGAAACCAACCUUGCUGCUUUGCGUAACAAAAUCCAUGAUGUAAGGAAACAAAGGCAGGGAACUCAGAAUGACAUCAAUUCAACAAAGCAAAAAAUCAGUUUGUUAGAAGAUGAACAGAGGAACUCCAAAACUGGCCAGAUCAUCAAAGAAGUGAAGAAAAUUGAGAGGAACCCUGCACUAGACGUUGAAGCUGAAAAUCUGCGCAGUGAGAUCAAUACUCUGCGAAGAGAAAAGCAAAUCACUAUUGGCGAUUGGGACCGCCUAACAAGAGAGGUCACCAUCCUUGAGCAGAAACCAGUCAACAUCAAAGAAAAGAUUGUUACAGUUGAAAAAGUCAAAGUGGAAAAGGAUCCAGUUAUGCUGAAGGCUACCAGAAGUCUUCAAAAUGAGAUUGACGAUGAGAGUCAGAAGAGGCAGUCACUGAUUGAAAAGAUACGGCUCAUAAGAACUCAGAUUGAGACUCUGGAGAAGAAAACAGGGAAGACUGAUCCGAAAGUCAUGAUUAAGGAGAUCAAGAAGGUAGAAAAGGACCCACAACUUGAAAAGGAUUUAGCCAAGCUCCGAAACCUUUGUGAGGAUGAAAGCCAGAAUAAUAGUGUCCUUGAGAAAGAACUGAGUGAGCUGCAGAGGAAAUAUAGAAUCGUUGCCAACCAGAAACCAAAAAUAGAAACAAAGGAAAUUGUCCGUGAGAACUUCCGCGUCCUUCCAGAAACAGAGAAAGAGAUAACAAAAUUAAAGAAAGAAAUUCGAGAAACUUCGAAGAGAAGGGGUGAUGUGGAGAUGGAAAUCACCAUAGCACAGGGAGACCUGGAAGUCCUCAAGGAUAGGAAACCUCAAAUUCAGUACAAAGAUAUCACACAAGAGAUUGUGAAGCUUCAAAAAAGCCCAGAAAUGCUCAAAGAGAUUGAUCAGAUUAAGCAUAAGCUCCCUCAAAUGGAAAAUGACUACAAUGAUAUGCAAGGAAAGAUUAAGAGGCUGAAGAAAGAAAGAGAUGAUUGGCGGAAAGAAAAAUCUAAGAUUGAGACCAAAGUGGUGACCAAGGAAAUCACAAAAUAUGAAGAUGAUCCAAUUCUGGAGAAAGAGGUGUUGCGCCUCCGAAGAAUAGUUCGUGAAGAAUCAGAGAAACGAAGGAAUAUUGAAUCACUGGUGUUUGACUUGCAAAAUAUAUACUCCCAGCUGCAGAGGCAGAAACCUGAAGAGAAGAUUGUUGUUAAGGAAAUGGUUCGUUUAGAAAAAGACCCAAAACUCCUCGUGGAGCACGAUAACCUGGGCAAAACCUUGGAUGAAGAACGCAAACAGAGACGUACCCUGGAGAGAGAAGUUCAGCAUCUAAAAGCUCUUGUGGAGGAAAAAGAGGCAGAACUAAACCUUGAGGAAGAAAGGAGUAUCCGACAGGAGAUUGAGAAUGAAGCAAAACAGAUCAAACACAGAAUAGGUGAGUUGGAGUCAAAUCCUCCUCCGAUGGAAGAGAAGAUCGUCACCGAACAAGUCCUUAAAGUGGAAAAAGAUCCAUUACUUGAAAGAGUUGCUGGAAGUCUUCGUCAGCAACUAGACCAGGAAAGAAAUAAAGCUGCCAACUUAGACAAAGAGAUUAAGAGAAUUCAACUUCAAUUGGAGAUUCUACACAAGGAAAAAUCUCAGGAAAAGAUUAUCUGCAGAGAAGUUAUCCGGAUUGAGAAAGAUAAGGCCUUGGAGCAGGAGCGAGCUCGAGCCCGAGACGCAUUCAACAAGGAGAAGAAUGCUAGGCUGGACUUGGAGGAAGAAAUAAGAAGGAUUAAAGACUGGACCGAGAAAUUGGAAGACUCAAUGACAUCGCAGUCCCGCUUGGAAUCUGAGCUAAAGCAGGCCAGGGACGCUGCUCUCCGUGAGAAAGCUACCCUGGAGGAGGACCUGAAAAAUCUAGAGCAUGAAAGGGAACAAAAGACCUUUGCCCAUAAGGAGGAAUUUAAGCGUCUAAAUCUGCAUCAUGAAAAAGAGAUGCAGAGGAAGCAUGAGCUGGAUGCUAAACUGACUUCGAUAGAAAGAGAGAUCAUAAAGGAGAAGGACAGAAUUCAUGAGAAGGAUUACACGAUCAGAGAUCUUGAGUCACAGAUCAGUAGGGAAGAAACUCGUCAACGUGACAUGCAGAUGAGAGAAACCAACUUGUCCACUAAGAUAUCCAUUGUGGAUCCAGUUACCGGGGAGGAUUUGUCACCCUAUGAGGCUUACAAAAAGAACUUGAUAGAUAGGGCACAGUAUAUCCAUCUUCAGGAACUGGAAUGUGACUGGGAAGAGAUUUCCACUCAUGGUCCAUCAGGAGAAACUGCUGUACUGCGAGAUAAGAAAAGUGGGAAAACAUAUUCCAUUGAGGCUGCCUUGAAGGACAGAAGAAUCACUAAAGAAGAGCUGCAACUUUAUAGGGAUGGAAAGCUCCCAAUAUCUGAGUUUGCAUUGCUAGUAGCAGGUGAAGACAAACCAACAGCACUACACAUAGGCUCAUUAAACUCUAUGCCACCAAUUUCUCCCACAUAUCAAUCGUCAAACUACGCUAGCCCAGGUUAUGCAACCUAUAGAGCACAUAAUGAUAGGGAUCAGCAACCCAUAGCGGGAGUCUAUGAUAAUACCACUAAUUCAAGGUUGUCUAUUACAAAUGCCUUGAACAAGAAACUACUAGAUCCCAUCACUGCUCAAAGGCUGCUGGAGGCACAGGCAGCCACAGGAGGGAUCAUUGACGUGGUGACCAGGGAAAGGUACUCAGUCCACAAGGCGGUAGAGAGGAACCUAGUUGACAAAACCCAUGAAAGAAGGCUGCUCAAUGCGCAAAAAGCUUUCACUGGGCUCGAAGACCCCGUCACAAAAGAACGUCUCUCUGUAGGGUUGGCCGUCCAGAAGGGCUGGUUGCCCACUGAGAGUGCCCACCAGUACCUGGAGGCCCAGUACCUCACUGGUGGUCUGGUGGACCCCAACCACUCAGGCCGUGUGCCCAUCACAAAGGCACUGAACUCCAAGAUGAUCGACAGUAACACUGCCAGGAUCCUGCAGGAGGACUCCAACUAUACAAAGGACCUGACGGACCCUAUCACUAAGGAGCGAGUACAUUAUAAAGAGUUAAUGAGUCGCUGCCAGAAAGAUGAGCUCUCCGGUCUCCUGCUUCUCCCAGUCAACUCAGACCCUGGUCAGUACUCCAGCUAUCAACCAACAAGCCGGCUUGACUUCAGAUCCCAAUACUCCCAAUUUUCCAGUGCAUACUAAUCACUGCCUAUAGAUGCCACUGAGUGUUAUGCAUAUGUGUCUCGCAGCAACUUCUAGGCCAACCUUCCUCUUGUUAGUUACUCAAUGUAUUGGAGUUACAUUAAAGAUCUCCUUGCUUAUUUUCCCACAGGUUUUAAGGCUAUCCUACAAAUCUUGUUUAUUUUUAUAUUUAAAGGUAGAUACAGAUUGUAGAGGGGAUUUUAAUGCUAUGUCAUUUUCUUAAUGCUGCAAUACAUUUCUUUACUAAGUACUUGUGAACUGUAAGGUGCAGGACGUGAAACAUUAGUCUACUCUUCUGUCCUAAAGAGUUAAUUUUAAUAUGAUACAAUUGCUUUAAUAAACACACAUGUGAUCGA